This is a messenger RNA of Fraxinus pennsylvanica, 303 nucleotides long. Lineage: Eukaryota; Viridiplantae; Streptophyta; Magnoliopsida; Lamiales; Oleaceae. The record is from the annotation of a GenBank genome assembly.
AUGGGGAAAAACGAAACAUCUAGCAGUUGGAAAGCUCGGCAUCAAGUAAGUGGCUUGAUGAGAAUAACUAAGCUGACACUCCAGAGUUGGCUGUUGCCACAAGAGGGUGAUGCCUUACAUUCAUGCAGAGAUCGGAUUAUGAAUCUAAAGAUUCCAUCAUAUUCAAGAUGCAGUUUAAGUUUUUAUCUUGAAAGCCGGAGUGGUAAAGAAUUAUUUGGUCACUGGUGUGAACAAAAUAGAAAGAGGCAGCUAUUAGGGCCUUCCAAAGAGCAAGAUGCAAACGUGCUGGGUAGCUUUGUGUAG